This is a messenger RNA of Portunus trituberculatus (swimming crab), 2243 nucleotides long. RefSeq lists its product as uncharacterized. Bases 240 to 2243 code for a protein of 667 amino acids. The transcript is spliced from 4 exons. The record is from RefSeq and is a predicted model, not a curated record. Lineage: Eukaryota; Metazoa; Arthropoda; Malacostraca; Decapoda; Portunidae.
AGACAGAUUGAGUACCGAAAAGGACAUAAACACAGCAAACUUGACGACGGACGAACCUCGAAAUCAAUACGGAAAAACGUGUCAAAGCCACAAAAAUACGAACUUUGGGUUAUGAACACAGGAUGAUGACGCACCGAGGACUAGAGUAAAGCAGUGAAUAUGGUGAAAUAAGGAGAAGAAAACCGAGAUCAGCGUCUUCACACCUGCUGUCUGCUGGCCCGGUGUCACAUAAAGCAACCAUGAGGCGAAUGAAGAUUCGUGCCAAACCCAAUUUUGGCGGAGGAGGAGGAGGAGUAUCGCGGACUAGUUCAGGCCCUGGGCGAGGCAGUGCGGCACCUGUGGAGGCCCAGACCAGCAAGGUCCAGAUCACUCCACCCCCCCAGGAAGAAGCUGAUGUGUCUGUCAAGUGUUUGGAUGGAGAUGUAGAACAGACUUCAGGAACUCAAAACAUAAAUAGUGAUGUUUCAAGUGUCACUCUUCAAGAGAAUACCAAUAAGUCUCCUUCCAAUAUUACUACCUCAAUGUCUUCCCAGGUGCAUGCUACACAGCUCAGUCUAACAAGUGUACAAGGCGUAAAGUCAUCUGAUGUUACUGAAAGUGGCAAGGAGUUUCAACAAGUAGUUACAGACAAUAACUCUGAAUCAAGUGUGGCAAUCUCAUCAGAAACGGAAGGUAGUGUGACCCCUAAGCCACCAGAAUCACAUGCCAUUCCAAUACCAAAAUCUCAGCCACAGGAAAGUCCUGGUGCCACAACCUUCCAAAUAAUUUCUCAGUCCAUAACACAAACCCAUGUUGAUAAAUCAGUGGAUGUAUCUUGUGGUGCUGCUUCACCUAUAAGUGACUCAAACACUAAUGUUUCCAGAGACACUCACCAAGACUCUGAUGGGAAGUCCACAUUAUGCAUAAGGAGGAAGAAGUUAAAGGUUAAGCCAAUGCUGGGCAGUGUAAGAAAGGGUAGUGUAAUUGAUAAAGCCAAGGUGAAGGCUUCUGACAGUAACACUAGUGCACCAAACGUGAAAAGUGAGUGUGUUGAUGUGCAGACUUCAGGAAAUCAAACCAACACAGAAGAAAAUGUGAGUAAGCCAGAGAAUGCAGUAAACAAUCAACUAAAUCAGAAUAUGCAAGCAAAAGCUAAUAUUGAUGCAGAUGCAGAUCAUGUUUCUAAAAUGUGCAAUGAAAAGCCAUCAGAGAAAGAUGUUUAUUCUGGAACAAAAGCUACACCAGAAUCUUCCGAGGCCAGUGAAGUGCUGGUAUGCCCCACUGAAAAGGAAGUCAUACUAGUAAGACAAGAAGUGGAAAUUGAAGAUGUAUUGCCAGAGAGGACAUGUGAGGACAUGGAGGUGGAGGUGGUCAAGGAAAACAUAAACACAGACGUAGUUGUGAAUGAAAACCCACCUGCUGUAGGAAAUAAUGCGGCUUCCAAAGCCAUUUCUCAUACCAGUGCCCCAGCGACUGGCUGUAAGAGACGGCCAAGAAUUUGUGCAAAACCCACUUUAAUAACAAAAAAGAAAAAGGAAGAUAAGGGCACUGUAGUUAAGCCAACAAAGCAAAUCCUAGCAACAGAUGAACAGCCAACAAAUGCAUCACCCCAGGAAAGUAUUGCAAGAGGAUCUGGCAGUGAGGAAUCUGAUGCUGUUGUAGUGAAACCAAAUAUUGAUAUUUGUGAAACUCGUCAAAGAGAGGAAUGUAAAUCAAAACCCACUAUUGCUUCCUUCAAGAAAGAGGUGAAAUUUGCUGAAAUUGAGCUAAACAAAAAACACAGUCAUUACUCAAAUAUAAGUGACAGUAAUAAAGAUAGAGAGUCAGAGGAAACUCAGAAAAUGAAAAAGGAAGGAAUUCAUGAUAAUGUCAAAGAAAAUGUUGAUAAUACUUUCCACAGCAACCUCAAGACACCCAGGAAAAAGAAACUUAGUGAAAAUAAAGAAAUUGAUCCAGAGUUGGAAGUACUUGACAUUAAUACCAGUGUGGAAAAACAAGGAAAAAAUAAAUUAAAACAAGAUAAAUGUGAAGAAGUAGUGAACAGUGAUGACAGCACUGGUGACAAGGAGAAUGCAUCCACAGCUGUCACUGAGCUUCCCAAGCAGGAGAGACUCGUCAAGGAUAACUGCUCAGGCAUCAUGCAAAAAGCCAAAACAAAGUCUCCAGUACAUAGUUCCAAGUUAUAUGGAAAGUUUGAGAGAAAACUUAAAUUUGAAGAAGAUGGAGACUCUCCUGAUAAGAAAAAAAACCUCAUAGCUCCUUAA